Molecule: messenger RNA, 2695 nt
Organism: Penaeus vannamei (Pacific white shrimp)
Lineage: Eukaryota; Metazoa; Arthropoda; Malacostraca; Decapoda; Penaeidae
Source: RefSeq, a predicted model, not a curated record
AUGACGUCGAAUGCUACGGAGAGCUACUGCAACGGAGGAGACUUGGCAGAUUAUCUACACGCCAAGGGGACCCUGAGUGAGGACACGAUAAGGUACUUCCUCCGACAGCUGGCGGAGUCCAUGCGUGCACUGUUCGGCAAGGGGAUCGUGCACCGAGACCUGAAGCCGCAGAACAUCCUCUUGGCCCACGCCGGCAAGCCCAACCCAGCGCCGCACCAGAUCACACUCAAGAUCGCUGAUUUUGGGUUUGCAAGAUUCUUACAAGAUGGAGUAAUGGCAGCCACACUCUGUGGGUCCCCUAUGUACAUGGCUCCUGAAGUCAUUAUGUCUCUGCAGUACGAUGCCAAAGCUGACCUUUGGUCACUCGGAACAAUAGUAUUCCAGUGCCUGACCGGAAAGGCACCAUUUCAAGCCCAGACGCCACAGGCUCUAAAACAGUUCUAUGAAAAGAAUGCAAAUUUAGCUCCAAGAAUACCUUCUGGUACAUCACCAGAGUUAGUAGAUCUCCUGAUGGGAUUGCUGAAGAGAAAUGCCAAAGACAGGAUGGAGUUUGAAACCUUCUUCAAUCAUCCCUUCAUCCGCAUGGUAGAUUCUUCAGCACAGAAACCUUCCGUAGCAACUGGCUCUCCGUCUGUGCCUGUACGUUCGCCCUCACCUGCCCCCGCAACUACGCCCAAGCCCGUCAGUCGUGGAGGGGCAUAUGCCCAUCAUACACAACCUUCCCCCAGUCCUCCAGUUGGUAACCUUCCACCAUCUCCUGAGGAACUUCGUAUGAGUGUUGAUCAACGUAGUGCCGGCGACUUACCCCCAGCCUCCCCUGCUAGUGCCACCACCACUCUUCCCAGACCUACCCCAGUGCCCAGAGCAAACAAUGCUCCAGCCCCAGAAGAGGCUGAGGACUUUGUGAUGGUGCCAGCUCAACUGCCAAGUGAGCCUGAACCUUCUAGAGGUGCACAAGGGUGGGGUGGUCGUGCGUUAACCAAGGCUGGAGGAGGUAUUAUGUACCAGAAAAACCAACCCCAGUAUGGCCCCCUAACUCCCCAGGUGCCCACAUCACCCCGGCCCUCACACCUCCCAGUGCAAGGUGGAAGCAGUGGCAGCACACACUCCAGCAGCAGUAGUGAGUCAUGCCGGUCUGGAGAACCCGUUCCUGUGCCAUCUCAGAGAGCCACCUUCCACCAGAUGACAUCCUCAGGAUCUUCAGACCAAAUAUCUGCCACACUGCAACCUGAAUCUCCCAGACACCAUGGUAUUCCUACCAACAGACCAUCACCACCUCCUCGUUCGCAGCCCAUCAACAUGCGGAGGGUGUCUGAUCAUAGAGCCCCUGAUGUUGCUUCCUUGUCCCCACCAGCUGUCCAGUUCACAAUAGGCACACCCCCUAUGGGUGGGCGCCGGAGAUCCACAUCAGGAAGCUCCUACUCCACUACACCACCCACCAGUGCUGCUGCCACAGGUAACAACCAGGUGGUCCCAGGUGGGCGCCUCACUCCCACCAACUCUCCUUUACGCCAGUCUGGACGACGUACACCUCCCCACUUGCCUCCCCAAAUGUUCUCAGCUCCCCCUGUGCUGCCCCCCAUCCUGGGCUCUCCCACAAAACUAGGGCUUGGUCAGGAUAACCCUGCUGGCGACAUCUGUGGCAACACCACCCUCACUGCCCCGCACCGUGCUAUUACACUUCCUGAAAUGACCUCUGUAUCACGUGACCCCUUUACUGGAGGGUCCCAAGAUAUGAGUGUAGAUGGCAGUGGAUUACAGCGAUCCCGCACAGAGUCGCACCUCCUGGAGUGGCAGGCACAGGCACCCAGUCCACCACAUCCUGGUAGACAGCUGGUUCAGUAUGGUCAGUCUGCACCAGCUUUUCUCUUGCAAGGGACAGCCCAGGCGGAGGGAGAUGACACUGUUGCCUUCUAUGCUCCACCUUUGCACCAGGAAACCCUUAUGGAGCGAGAGCACAAUGAGACACUGGCUAAGCUGAACUUCGUUUUGGCUUUGGUUGAUUGUAUCCUUGAAUUGGCUCGCUCUCGAGCAGCACCUAUUACUGCCUUACGACAGAAUGCAGCUAUGAGAGAUUCUGUUUCAGGUUCACCAAAAGACACAGAAGGUUCAGCAUUAGCAUCACCACCCCCUGAGUGGCAGCGGCGUGCAGAACAGCUUGUGCUGUAUGUCCGGGCUUUGCAGCUGCUCUCCUCAGCGCUCACUCUUGCAAAACAUGAGAAGAGCACAAGUAGACUUCAGCCAUCCAAUGCUGUAAAGAAUGUUGUGGGUGUGCUGAGUGAACGUUUCCGCCAAGCCCUGGGUGUGUGCAAGGAGCUGAAUAGUGCUGGAGCAAUUACUUCAGUAGAUCCAAGAACAUCAACUGUUACUGCUGAUAAACUUAUUUAUAAUUAUGCUAUUGAAAUGUGUCAAAGUGCUGCCUUGGACGAACUGUUUGGGAAACCCGAAGAGUGUUUCCGCCGCUAUCAGACUGCACAAAUCCUUCUCCACGCCUUGGCUCAGCAAGUGGCUCAUGAGUCCGACCGCUCGCUACUGACACGCUACAAACAGGCAGUGGAAAGACGAUUAUUUCUCCUUCACGAACAAGGUGUAGUUCAUGCGUACACUACAAAUGAAGCGUAGGCACAGGAGAAAGGCUAAGAGAAGUAGUGUGCGUAUGCCCUAAUUAAUUAUUAAGAAACGGUUAAUUUCUUUU